GCUCGAAGCAAAACCCCACGCACCGCGCAGGCACAAAAACCCUUGCCGCUUCUUCACCAUCUCGGAGGAGGAGCACCGCUUUGUCCGAGGUCGGCGGCGGGGGGGGGAGGAAAUGGCGCAGUCCCUGGAGCUGCUGCUAAUCCAAUUCCUGAUGCCGGACAACGACGCCCGGCGGCAGGCGGAGGAGCAGAUAAAGCGGCUGGCCAAGGAUCCGCAGGUGGUCCCCGCCCUCGUCCAGCACCUCCGCACCGCCAAGACCCCCAACGUCCGCCAGCUCGCCGCCGUCCUCCUCCGCAAGAAGAUCACCGGCCACUGGUCCAAGCUCUCCCCUCAGCUCAAGCACCUCGUCAAGCAGUCCCUCAUCGAGAGCAUCACCAUGGAGCACAGCCCACUAGUGAGGCGAGCUAGUGCCAAUGUGGUAAGCGUGGUCGCAAAAUAUGCAGUUCCAGCAGGGGAAUGGCCAGAUUUGUUGCCUUUCUUGUUCCAGUGCAGUCAAAGUACACAAGAAGAACAUAGAGAAGUCGCCUUGAUCCUUUUCAGCUCUUUGACUGAAACCAUUGGGAGCACAUUUCGACCGCAUUUCACUGAUCUUCAGACUCUUUUACUCAAGUGCCUCCAAGAUGAGACUAGCAACCGUGUCAGAGUUGCUGCCCUUAAGGCAGUUGGGUCUUUUCUGGAGUGCAUUGGUGAUGGGGAUGAAGUGGUAAAGUUUCGAGAAUUUAUUCCUAGCAUUUUGAAUGUAUCCAGACAAUGCCUUGCUGUUGGUGAGGAGGAUGUUGCUGUUAUUGCCUUUGAAAUAUUUGAUGAGUUGAUUGAAUCUCCUGCCCCUCUUCUUGGAGAUUCUGUGAAAUCCAUUGUUCAAUUCUCUCUUGAAGUUUGCUCAAAUCAAAAUCUGGAACCCAGUACCCGACAUCAGGCCAUUCAGAUAAUUUCUUGGCUUGCUAAGUACAAAUCUAACUCCCUUAAGAAACAUAAACUGGUCAACCCGAUAUUGCAAGUGAUGUGUCCCCUACUUGCCCAAUCUACAAGUGGAGACGAAGAUGAUGAUCUGGCACCUGAUAGAGCUGCUGCAGAAGUUAUUGACACUAUUGCUGUCAACCUUCCAAAGCAUGUUUUGCCCCCCGUGUUUGAAUUUGCUUCUGUAAGCAGCCAAAAUAGCAAUCCAAAGUAUCGGGAAGCUUCUGUCACAGCUUUAGGUGUCAUUUCAGAGGGCUGUACGCAUUUGAUGAAAGAUAAGUUGGAGCCUGUUCUCCACAUUGUCUUGGUGGCUCUGCGGGAUCAAGAACAAAUGGUUAGAGGGGCUGCAUCCUUUGCAUUAGGGCAGUUUGCCGAGCAUUUGCAACCUGAGAUCACCACUCAUUACGGAAGUGUUCUUCCUUGUAUCUUAAAUGCCCUUGAGGAUGCAUCUGAUGAAGUAAAGGAAAAAUCAUACUAUGCCUUAGCAGCAUUUUGUGAGGAUAUGGGAGAGGAAAUUCUUCCUUUUCUUGAUCCUUUGAUGAAUAAACUUCUGGCAUCCCUUCAAAGUAGUUCCCGUAAUUUGCAGGAGACUUGCAUGUCUGCAAUUGGCUCUGUUGCAGCUGCUGCAGAGCAAGCCUUUAUGCCUUAUGCUGAAAGAGUUCUGGAGUUGAUGAAAACAUUCAUGGUGCUUACCAGUGAUGAAGAUCUUCGUUCCCGGGCCAGGGCCACUGAACUUGUUGGAAUAGUCGCCAUGUCUGUGGGCAGAACAAGGAUGGAACCAAUUCUUUCUCCUUAUAUAGAAGCGGCAAUUUCUGGUUUUGGACUGGAAUUCAGCGAACUCCGGGAGUAUACCCAUGGAUUUUUCAGCAAUGUGGCUGAAAUUUUGGAUGAUGGUUUCAUUAAGUAUCUUCCGCAUGUUGUGCCCCUAGCUUUUGCUUCCUGCAAUCUUGAUGAUGGUUCAGCCGUCGAUAUUGAAGAUUCUGAUGAUGAUAAUAUGGGUGGAAUUGGCGAAGUAUCGUCUGAUGAUGAAGCUCAUGAUGAGCCUAGAGUGAGAAACAUCAGUAUAAGAACAGGAGUAUUGGAUGAAAAGGCAGCUGCAACUCAAGCUCUGGGUUUGUUUGCCCUACAUACAAAGGGUUCCUAUUCUCCAUACUUGGAGGAAUCUUUAAGAAUAAUGGUGAAGCAUUCAGGGUAUUUUCAUGAAGAUGUUCGACUGCAGGCAGUUAUUGCUAUGAAACAUAUUUUGACAGCGGCCCAGGCAAUCUUCCAAAGUCACAAUGAAGGGUCGAACGAAUUAAGGGAAAUUCUUGAUACUGUGAUGAAUAUCUAUAUCAAGACAAUGACUGGAGAUGAUGACAAAGAAGUUGUAGCUAAUGCUUGUACUAGCACAGCUGAUAUUGUCAAGGAGUGGGGCUACAUGGCUGUUGAGAAAUAUGUGCCUCAAAUAGUCGAUGCGACAUUAGUAUUGCUUCGCAAGGAAGCACCUUGUCAACAGAUAGAGUCAGACAGUGAAAUUGAUGAUGAUGAAGCUGAACAUGAUGAAGUGCUGAUGGAUGCUGUAUCUGACCUCCUUCCUGCGUUUGCUAAGGCAAUGGGUUCUCAUUAUGCGCCUAUCUUUUCUAAGCUAUUUGAGCCUUUGAUGAAAUUUGCGAAAGCUUCACACCCUCCGCUGGAUCGGACUAUGGUGGUUGCAUGCCUUGCUGAGGUUGCUCAGAACAUGGGUACUCCUAUUGGCAGCUAUGUUGAUCGGAUAAUGCCCCUGGUUCUCAAAGAGCUGAUAUCUUCCGAGGCAACUAACAGGAGAAAUGCUGCUUUCUGUGUGGGUGAAUUGUGUAAAAAUGGAGGUGAACCAACUUUGAAAUACUAUGGAGAUAUAUUGAGGACAAUCUACCCAUUGUUUGGAGAGUCAGAGCCUGAUAAUGCUGUGAGGGACAAUGCAGCCGGUGCAAUAGCCAGGAUGAUAAUGGUGCACCCUGAGUCCAUACCCUUAAAUCAGGUCCUCCCUGUUUUCUUGAAAGUUCUUCCUUUGAAGGAGGAUCAUGAGGAAUCUGUGGCCGUCUAUGGUUGUGUUUGCACUCUGGUCUUGUCAUCAAAUCCUCAGGUCCUUGCUCUGGUGCCUGAUUUGGUUAGACUGUUUGCGGAAGUGGCGGUGUCUCCAGAUGAAACUGCAGAAGUCAAAGCCCAAAUUGGCAGGGCUUUUUCUCACCUGAUUACGCUGUACGGCCAACAAAUACAACCGAUUCUCAGCAACUUGUCACCUCAAUGUGCUAAUGCCCUGGCUGCCUUGUCCACUGCAAGUUAACAUUGCUUGGAAGUACCGGUCACAUUUGAAUUUCUGCUACUGAGAAUUCACAAUCCACAGUGUACAUUAUGCCUGCUUAUUUAAAGCUGGGAACACUUGGGAAUCGUCAAUUUGACUGACGUACACCAGGUCCUUUGAAUACACGGAAUAUUACAUACUUGAUGGUAAAUUUGCAGCCAGAGUUAUUUCUUUCUUUUUCAUUUUCUUAAAUUUUUAGUUCAUGAUUCUUUGGGUUAACUGUUACUAUUUUUGUGGGGGUUGGCUCGUGUAAUUCUUAUUAUUUACGUUGCUUUUAAUAAUUUUGAGUGUUCUCUGUUGUAUCAUUUUCAACGACUUUCUCUGAUGAGAGAGCCGUCAUUCUGAGGUUUUGUUCUCCCAGCCCUCGCAAAUAUUGAGGCGGGGUGAUCCUUGUAAUG
This is a messenger RNA of Eucalyptus grandis, 3675 nucleotides long. Its product is annotated as importin-4. Gene Ontology annotation, molecular function: nuclear import signal receptor activity; small GTPase binding. The coding region runs from base 113 to 3259 and encodes 1048 amino acids. The record is from RefSeq and is a predicted model, not a curated record. Gene Ontology annotation, cellular component: nucleus; cytoplasm. NCBI's taxonomy places the organism in Eukaryota, Viridiplantae, Streptophyta, Magnoliopsida, Myrtales, Myrtaceae. The transcript is spliced from 21 exons. Gene Ontology annotation, biological process: protein import into nucleus.